This is a messenger RNA of Aspergillus aculeatus ATCC 16872, 1469 nucleotides long. Its product is annotated as GPI anchored serine-threonine rich family protein. The coding region runs from base 382 to 1113 and encodes 243 amino acids. The record is from RefSeq and is a predicted model, not a curated record. The transcript is spliced from 4 exons. Lineage: Eukaryota; Fungi; Ascomycota; Eurotiomycetes; Eurotiales; Aspergillaceae.
CAAGGAUAUAGUGCUCAUGCCAUCGACGGCUCGUUAAUUCUCGUUCAUGGCGAAGUGAGACUCUCGAUCUCUCUCAUUGCUGUGUUUCUUUCCUCUGGAUCGUCACGAGCCACGCAGCAGUGCUUGCAUUCCUGGACGAUCCAAGGGACCAUUCUGAGAGAACGAACCACACGGCAGUAGACAGUAUUCAGUCAGCACCUGGAUGGACACGAACAGCUACUCCCAGCACUGCUGCUCGGAUGGUAUUGUCGGCAGUAUAGCAUGAGUCGAGCUUUUCAUGAUGAACUCACUCUCUUGCUGAGCGCCACCCGUAAAGCCACGAGCGAGCAGUAGACCUUGGAGUCGUGCUGCUCAGUCAUUCCCCAGCUUGUUGUUGUACUCAUGCCGGAUACUUCGCGCCAGUCCUGGAUCCGACAAGUCAACGAGAUGCGCGCGUCAAACUCUCUUGUUGCGGCCUUCGCAUGCCUGGCUCAGAUCGGGAUUGCCGAAGCAGCUUUGUCUUUCACCCAAUGGCCCUCGGUCAUUCAUGCUGGCCAGCCUACCACCCUGAAGUGGCAGACGGACUCGGAUGCUCCCGUGACCGUCACACUGCGGAAGGGCAAUUCUCAGAACUUGGACACCGUCCAGACCCUGGCAAGCAAUGCCCAAGGAGGCUCCUUCACCUGGAUUCCGGACUCCACGAUAGAGAACGGCGACGACUAUGCCUUCCAGAUCCAGCAGAACGGCUAUGUGAACUACUCGGGACUUUUACAGGUCACCGAUGGGUCCCCAGCUACCCCAGCUACCAAGGCUGCGUCCAUCCCAGUCCUCAAACCCAGCUCAACAACGCUGGUAGCCUCGGUUAUCCCUCCAGCUCAUAGCCCUGCAACCCCGACCGCAAAUGCAUACCCCACCGACACAGCCCCUCACGAUGAGAUGCAGACAGUCCAGAAGGGCAAUGAUGGCCAGACUUUCACCGUCAAUGCCGCCAACGACCCCAGUGCGAACGCAGCCGGAGCCGCCAACAGCAAGACUGCUAUGGCUGCCUAUAUGCAGAGUGGUGCUGCCUCUGUUCGCGCGACGGGAAUGGGCUUCGUGUUGGGUGCUCUCGCCAUGGUGGUUUACCUCGUCUAGUAGACUUGGACGGACUUCCCGGUGGAGCUUGGCAGGCAUUGAACUUUGUCUGUCUUGGUUGUCAGAACUUGGUUCGUGUGUGCCUAGGUUAAUCAUUCUUCUUCAGAUCAACUCGCAUGAGACCGAGCGGUGCUGUGAUUGCUCUGGGCGACAGGCGUUGGUUGAGGUUUCCAUUUUUGCUUCUCUUUCUCUUCUGUUGUGUAUAUAUAUCUUUUUCUAGACACUACAGGGGUCGGGCCGAGAGCGAGCCACAAUCCUUUUCUCGGGACUGGGCUUGCAGAUCAGCUCAAGACGCCUUCAAAGUGCUCGAUUUUUGUGCGAUCAGAUUGAAUAAUCCACAGUGCUGCCGCUGCUGC